ACGUACAGCCAAGGGAUUGAAUUAGCCUGCCAAAAAGAAAGAGAGUUCGUGAAGCAUUCUGUAGAAUGCACGUGGAACCUAGCAGACGCCCAGCAAAAACUUGGUAGCUUAGCACUGCAUAAUUCAGAAUCCUGCGAUCAGGAAUCUGCUCAAGCAAAGACUGAAGCUGCAGAGUUGAGAUGGAGAGAGGAAGAGUGGAGAAGAAAAGAAGAAGCACUAAACCAGAGGGAAAGACAGAAUCUAUGGAACACAGAUCCUGUUAGUAAGGAGGUAUUUAAUAAGAGUUUUAUUAAUCAAAAAAGAAAAGAAAGAGAAGAUGAAGAUGUGUCUGAACCACUUAUGCAAAAACACGAACAAAAGAUCAGACACUUUG
Messenger RNA from Tauraco erythrolophus (red-crested turaco), 373 nucleotides. The record is from RefSeq and is a predicted model, not a curated record. Lineage: Eukaryota; Metazoa; Chordata; Aves; Musophagiformes; Musophagidae.